AAAAGAAAAGCGUUUUCGAACGUUCUGUGCCGCUAACCUCAAUCACAUAACUACAAAAGUUCAAUUUCUUACAAGUAGUACAAAACCCACAAAAAUCAUGGCCUUAGCAAAACCGAAGUCCGAAAUGAGCGCCGAAGAGCUCCAAUCGCGCGAGGAGGAGGAAUUCAACACCGGCCCACUAUCCGUCCUAACCCAAUCGGUAAAAAACAACACACAAGUGUUGAUCAAUUGCAGGAACAACAAAAAACUGCUCGGACGUGUGAAAGCGUUUGACAGACACUGCAACAUGGUGUUGGAAAACGUGAAGGAAAUGUGGACGGAGUUGCCCAGACCCGGCAAGGGCAAGAAGAAGUCCAAGCCGGUGAACAAAGACAGAUUCAUCUCGAAGAUGUUCAUCAGGGGUGAUGCUGUUAUUGUUAUUGUAAGGAACCCACUCUCAGGACUCUAGCUCAUAAGUUUAGAAUAAUUAAAUUGACGUAAUUUAUCUAGAUUAUAAGCUAUAAUAAAACUAAUUUGUAUCUUUUUACUAAGAUAAUAAAUAUAAUUGAAAAAAAUG
This is a messenger RNA of Aethina tumida (small hive beetle), 556 nucleotides long. RefSeq names its product small nuclear ribonucleoprotein Sm D2 (gene SmD2). The record is from RefSeq and is a predicted model, not a curated record. Gene Ontology annotation, cellular component: U2 snRNP; precatalytic spliceosome; U5 snRNP. NCBI's taxonomy places the organism in Eukaryota, Metazoa, Arthropoda, Insecta, Coleoptera, Nitidulidae. Gene Ontology annotation, biological process: spliceosomal snRNP assembly; RNA splicing. The transcript has a single exon. Gene Ontology annotation, molecular function: RNA binding. Bases 98 to 448 code for a protein of 116 amino acids.